Exophiala aquamarina CBS 119918 is the source of this 1209-nucleotide messenger RNA. RefSeq lists its product as uncharacterized. Lineage: Eukaryota; Fungi; Ascomycota; Eurotiomycetes; Chaetothyriales; Herpotrichiellaceae. Bases 1 to 1209 code for a protein of 402 amino acids. Gene Ontology annotation, biological process: negative regulation of transcription by RNA polymerase II. Gene Ontology annotation, molecular function: RNA polymerase II transcription regulatory region sequence-specific DNA binding; DNA-binding transcription factor activity, RNA polymerase II-specific. The transcript has 2 exons. The record is from RefSeq and is a predicted model, not a curated record. Gene Ontology annotation, cellular component: nucleus.
AUGCACAUCAACAUUGUCAGCAGGAAUGUGGGAAGGCUAAGAAAACAUGCGGACAUCCGUGAGGAGAAGGCAUGUCCAUUCAAGGACAUCAUUACCUGUGACUGUCAGCGCAGGAAGGAGGAAGUUCGUUGUAAUGCUAGGGCUAACGUACCCGAACCUUCCGGCAGACAAACGUCUCUCAAGUGCGACGACGAGUGUGCUAGACUGGAAAGAAACAGGAACUUGGCGCGGGCUCUUCACAUCUCCGACGAUCAUGUUGAUGAUCACGUUCCAUAUUCGCAAUCGACUUUGCAAGCCUAUCUUGAGGAUGUGUCCUGGGCUCACAAGCAGGAGGAAAUCCUAAGACUAUUCGCAGCCGAUGAUGACGAGAAGAGAUACAGAUUUGGUCCAAUGAAAAGCCGACAACGAGCCUUCAUCCACAGCCUUGCAGAAGAUUUUGGUUUUGACGGAGAGAGCCUGGACCCUGAACCCCACCGGCAUGUACUUUUGUUCAAAACCCCCAAAUUUGUGUCAGCUCCUAUGAAAACUCUAGCACAAGCGGCCAGGAUUAAACGGGCUCAACUGAAUAUUGUUGCUCCAAUACACCCGGCCAAGCAAGAGAGGAGACCUGCAGACGAAGUGAUCCAUGACUACAACGGUCUGCUUCUCACGAAACUUAAAUUUGCACUGACAGAGGAUGAAAUAAAGCCUUUGGUCAAAAAGUCGGCGCCAGCCACCGAUUUUGAUAUUAUCUUCAUGCCCAAUGAUGGGGGCGUCGCAUUGCUUCCGUCCAAAUCUUGGGAAACCCCCGAACAGCUAAGAAUCCUGCUCACUAGUUUACAGCCGACAAUCGCUGGUGAGCUCGUCAGGCAUAAUAUUGCAACAGAUGCCGUCUUGUGUCAAUUUGAUCUCUCUGGCAUCGAGCCUCGAGUGAUCCAGCAACAGGGUAAAGUCAGUACCACCAUUGCGACUGGUUGGUCCCAGGUUGCAGCAAAGAGAGCAGUGCCGAUGCAGGCACCUCAAGUGAAGCCGGUUGGACAAAGCCCCAUUUAUACAGUGCUGGGAAGCCGAUUGGCAGAAGUAAAGAGAAAGAAGCAAGAAAACGAGGACAACCUCAGAAGGCAGGCACUGGCACAAGAAGUUGUAGACGAUUGGGAGAAGGAAGUCGAGCAGGAAGCAGACGAGCAGACUGCAGAAAGCACCAAGAAUUCUGGUGGUGGAGAAGCAUGA